Rosa chinensis is the source of this 1216-nucleotide messenger RNA. Its product is annotated as probable U3 small nucleolar RNA-associated protein 11. Gene Ontology annotation, cellular component: nucleolus; small-subunit processome. The coding region runs from base 252 to 941 and encodes 229 amino acids. Gene Ontology annotation, biological process: rRNA processing. The record is from RefSeq and is a predicted model, not a curated record. NCBI's taxonomy places the organism in Eukaryota, Viridiplantae, Streptophyta, Magnoliopsida, Rosales, Rosaceae. The transcript has 10 exons.
UACCGUCGAAGCCUUCUACGCUUUCCUCUCUGGUGUUAGUGGGAUUAGGGUUUAAGGGUAUCAAAUUCCAAAACCUGUUUAAUAUUCUACAGGGUUUUACUCUCCUCACUUUCUUCUUCUUCUUCUUCUUCUUCCGCGCCAUUCCGUCUUGGGUUUUCCUCGCGCUCUAAAUUCACCAUCCAAUUCCAUUGGCCUGCUAAGGAAGGAGACCUGGUUAAAAGUUGUGGUGAUCGUUUUUCAUAUUGUCAAACAUGUCGUCUCUAAGGAAUGCUGUUAGCAGACGUGCUCACAAGGAGCGAUCUCAACCGGAAUCGAGGAAAAAAUUUGGGUUUCUUGAAAAGCACAAGGACUAUGUUCAGCGUGCUAAGGUGUACCACAAAAAGGAGGAGACUUUACAGAUACUGAAGCAAAAAGCAAGAUUUCGAAACCCAGAUGAGUUUUACUUCAAGAUGAUUAACACCCGAACUGUUGAUGGAGUCCAUAAAAUAGAGGGUCAGGCUAACAAGUACACUCCAGAAGAGCUCUUGCUUAUGAAGACCCAGGAUAUUGGAUAUGUACUGCAGAAAGUACAGAGUGAGAAAAAGAAAAUUGAAAAGAUGACUGCAACUCUGCAUUCACUUGAUAAUCGGCCUUCAAGCAGACACGUAUACUUUGCUGAAGACAGGGAAGAGGCUAAAGAGCUUCGGUCACGUAGUUCAAGAGGGGAAAUAUUGCUCGGUUCUGAGAAUAUUCCAGAUCGUAUUAAAAGGAAAACAGCGGCUUCAUAUAGGGAGCUUGAAGCAAGGAGAACGAGAGUCCAAGAUCUGGAGAAAAUAUAUAUGGAUAUGGCAAUGCAGAAGGAAUUACAGAAAAAGGGGAAAAAACGCAAACUCCGUGAAGAUGAGAUGGUAAAUCCAACAUCCAAACCUGUAUUCAAGUGGCGGGCAGAGCGAAAGCGUUGAAAAGGAACUGAUUUGUGGCCCUCAGAAAAAAGUAUGGAGCUGAUGAAAUGUAACUGUCCAAGUUGUAAGAGCUACAUGUAGAGAUACUAAAGUAUUACAGCAAGGAAUAUUAGAAAUAAUUCCAAUAUUUUUACUCGGCUAGUCCCGACAUGGGGUUUAUAUCAAGUACUUUCCAUGGGGCAUUUUCAGAUGUUAUUUUAAACUUUUGUUGGCUGAUAUUUUAAGCCAUAGAAUUAUGUUUUAAUAUAAAUCUGUGUUGAUCUGAUCCUUGUUAA